CGCUCGCGCUCGCUCAACGUCCGCAUUCCUUCCGUCGACCUCACAGCGAAGAGCGUACAGUCGUCGACGAGCACGACGCACGACCUCAUGCCGCCAAACACUAGCGAUUCGGCGCCCUCGCCCCGGCCGCCACCGUUGAUUGAUGACGACACGGCAUCGCGCAUGGCGCGUUGGGUGAAGGAGGUGGUCGUGUGCAACUUUGACCUUGAGCGUGGGCCGGUCGUCGAGCGCCGUGCGGGCGGCCGACGAUGGGGGCCCGGCGUGAAGGAGAACGUCGCGUUCUCCUCUUUUCCUGACACAUCACUCUUCACGGAGGGCAGCAUCCAGUUCAGCUUCAAAAUCCGGCAUGUGCCGCCGAACCCCGCCGAACUCGCGUUUCCCGAGCCGCCGUCGCCGCGCCCUGGGGCAGACCUGCCGCCGAGCAGGAGGGUACGCUCGCGCGACAGCGUGAGCGAGGGCGGUGGCUUACAUAUCCCCGAGCCGACAGACCGCGCAGAAGAGUACCGCAAGUGGGACGAGCGCGGGCGGGAGUGGAUGUACGGCUUUGUGUGGUUCCAGCAGCGGCGCGACCGCGGGAUAGCAAGAGGAUACAUGCAGAAAUCCGUCGUGAUCCUCACUCACCUCCCCUUCCCGGCGCUGUGGAGCGCCGUCCUUUCACAUCUCGCACCGGCGUUCUUCGCCCACGGAUACUCGGCGCUCGAGGUCGCGUGCCACGCCAUUGCCAACUGGCCCGAUCCCACGCCCGACGCAACCCUAGACCUCCCCUUCUUCAGCGAGAUGCUCCCCGUCAAGCUUCCCGACGACACGGACAACCCACAGGUCGGAUGGGGUCCUGAGCCGAUCCUCGCAGCCCACCCGCCCAGCUCGCCGCUGCGCGCCUUCGCCUCCUUCCUCCCCUCCCUCUGGAGUAUUUGGGAAUGCCUUGUGCUCGCCGAGCCGCUCCUCAUCAUCGCGCCGGACCCGCGCACAUGCUCCGAAAUCGUGUGGUGGCUGCGCGAACUCCUCCGCCCCAUCCCCCUCGCAGGCGACUUCAGGCCAUACCUCCACAUCCACGACCACGACUUUGCGCUCCUCGUGAACUCGAACAAGCCGCAGGCGGGCGUCGUCGUCGGUGUGACUAACCCCUUCUUCCGGAACGCCGCGAGCCACUGGCCCAACGUCAUCGCAGUGCCGAAUAAGGGCGCGCCGCGCCCCGCACGCGCCAUGCCCGACCACCCCGACGGCUUCAUCAGCAAGCGUCAGCGCAGCGUGCAGAAGGAGCGUGCGCUGCUGAAGCAGCUCGAAGCGCUCGUCGCCGCGGGCAAGCUGGACGACAAGGCGGGCAAUGUCGCGCUCCGCACCCACUUCCAGCAGCUGACGGAACGCUUCCUCGUCCCCUUGAACAGGUACUUCCAAACCCUCGUGCCGCCGCCUACCAGCGGCGCAUCGACGCCGCUGCGGCCCUCCCUCUCGCGCGCCUCCUCCUUCACAGGCCCGUCGACGCUCCCCGUGCCCCCGCCGCCGCCGGCGCUCAGCCUCUCGGGCCUGCGGCCGUUCAGCCUCCCGAACUUCCUGGCGCAUCUGAAGAAACACGGCCCAAACCCCCUCGCCUUCAAGUCCAAGGGGUUGGCGGGGAAGGCGCGCGUCGAGCACGACUUUUACGCGGCGUUCUGCCGCGGCGCGUGUUUCGCCGGCUGGCUCGCGGCGCGCGUCGACAGCCUCGGCGUCGCGGUCGCGAACAGCCUCGGCGUGCCCCCCGCCCGGUUGAGCGGC
Molecule: messenger RNA, 1752 nt
Organism: Cutaneotrichosporon oleaginosum
Lineage: Eukaryota; Fungi; Basidiomycota; Tremellomycetes; Trichosporonales; Trichosporonaceae
Cellular component (GO): recycling endosome
Molecular function (GO): guanyl-nucleotide exchange factor activity
Source: RefSeq, a predicted model, not a curated record